UUAGUAUAGUAAUAAGUAUAUCAUUAACUUCUCUAGAACAGAAAUGUUGAAAGUCAUACGUAACCUUGGAGAAAACACUUGCUCUCGCUCAAAGUUAAGAUAAUCCAAAUUAUUUGCUCCACAUCACUAAAAACACACAAGAUAAAUGUUAUUGCUCGUAACACAAACGAAAAAGAACACAUAAACUUGGCUCUUCAACCUAAACGAUUGUGCGAAUAGGAAGAUGCGCAGAAUGUUCCGCAUCGAAAGGGAAACUGCGUACCAGAUCAUGUUCAGCAUUCUGGCACUGAUUAAUUUAGUGCCAACAGGAAUGACAGUCGGAUAUUCAGCUAUUUCCCUACCUUAUUUAAACAAUACAAUGGAUAUUAAUCUAACAGAUCAGCAAUCAAGAUUAUUUACAUCAAUUCCAUCAAUAUUUAUGCUAUUUGGUUGCAUAACAAGCAUCUAUACCCUAACCCUUGGAAGAAGACUAGCAAUUUCAAUCGGAAGUUUAACCAACAUUUUAGGGUGGACGCUUAUAGCUUCAAGCUACAAUGUGUCUCAAUUAUUGUCAGGCAGAGUAGUUGCAGGAUUUGCAAUGGGAUUGUGCACCGUUCCAGGAGUAGCUUACAUAUCAGAGAUAACGACCAUCAAACUUGCACCAACUCUCAAUUCUUGCUCGAGUCUCUUUAUUUCCUUGGGAAUGUUGUUGAUAUAUUUUCUCGGCUAUGUUAUCGAGGAAAAGUGGAGAAUUGUGGCUGGUUGUUCAGUCCUUGUCUCAGUGAUAUCAACACUAUCAGCAACUCUUUUUCUUCCUGAAAGUCCCAGAUGGCUCCUCAUCAAAAAUCAGGAGGAGAAGGCCAGAAAAUCCCUCCGACGUCUUCGUGGACUGAAAACCGAAACUGAAGCAUUUCAGACCGAAUUUAUCAAUAUGGUUGAGUACAACAAGUGUGGCGAAAAAGGAACUAGGGAUAAGGAUAAUUCAGUAAUGAAUAUCCAAGACUCAGGAUUGGGUCAAAAUGUAAACAAAUCAGUUUUUCAAAAAUUGUGGCUGAAUUUUCGGUUUCUAGUCUCGAUUAUGAAACUUCCGGAAGUCUGGAAGCCAUUUUUAAUCCUUAAUAGUUUCUUCUUCUUUCAACAAUUUUGUGGAAUCUAUGUAAUUAGUGCUUAUGCUGUGAAAGUCAUCACGAGUGCUGGAAUUACUCAGAAUGCUCUUUUGGUGACUGUGAUAAUUGGAAUCCUUCAAAUUUCUGGUGAAUUGGCACAAAUUUUGAGCAGCUCCAGUUUGGGUAGAAGAAGGACUGCCAUAAUCUCUGGAGUGGGAAUGACAAUUUCUAUCACAACCCUUGGAGCCUAUAAUCAAUUUUUGUCCGAUAGCAAUCUCUCAGAGAUUCCAUUGACCUCCAUUUUGAUAUUUGUGGAUUCUGUAUUUUGGAAUUUAGGAUUUGGUACUUUAAAAUAUCCCUUCUGGAAGUAA
Belonocnema kinseyi is the source of this 1456-nucleotide messenger RNA. RefSeq names its product facilitated trehalose transporter Tret1-like. Gene Ontology annotation, biological process: transmembrane transport. Gene Ontology annotation, molecular function: transmembrane transporter activity. Gene Ontology annotation, cellular component: membrane. Lineage: Eukaryota; Metazoa; Arthropoda; Insecta; Hymenoptera; Cynipidae. The record is from RefSeq and is a predicted model, not a curated record. Bases 224 to 1456 code for a protein of 410 amino acids. The transcript has 7 exons.